This is a messenger RNA of Dermatophagoides pteronyssinus (European house dust mite), 1076 nucleotides long. RefSeq names its product transcription initiation factor TFIID subunit 8-like. Gene Ontology annotation, biological process: transcription initiation at RNA polymerase II promoter. Gene Ontology annotation, molecular function: protein heterodimerization activity. NCBI's taxonomy places the organism in Eukaryota, Metazoa, Arthropoda, Arachnida, Sarcoptiformes, Pyroglyphidae. Gene Ontology annotation, cellular component: transcription factor TFIID complex. The record is from RefSeq and is a predicted model, not a curated record.
AAAAACAUUCGCAACUUGCUCGCGAAUUUUUGAAUUUUUCGGUUAUAUGAUCAAAACAAAUUUAACAAAACCAUCAAAACAAAAUGGAAUCAUCAACAUAUCCAUCGAAUUCGGCCAUAUCUGCAAGAAGAAAAGUUUUAUUUGCAGCGAUAUCUGCUACUUGUCAAGAAAUUGGUUUUCAUUCAGCAGAUAAUUAUGUUCUUGAUGUUUUGAUGCAAAUGUUUCAGGCAUUUUUAAGCGAAUUAAGUUAUUCGGCAAAAUGUUUUACCGAACAUUCAGGUCGAAGUGAACCUUUAGCCGGUGAUGUUUAUAUGGCUUUAAUUGAGAUGGGUUUUAAUGUUCCUUCAUUAUGUCAAUAUGCACAACGAUCCAAUCGAAUAAUGAUACCGAAUCCAUCACAAAUGCCUAAACAACAACCACCAAAAAUCCUACAAACUGGUAAACGGCGACCACAUCCAAGCUAUAUUCCAGAUUAUUUACCACCAUUCCCUGAUUCACAUUCAUAUAUUGGUACACCGACAUAUAAACAACCUGUGACCGAUUAUGAAACAUUAAGAGAAAAAUCAUCGAUGCAAAAACGUGAUGUUGAACGAGCAUUGACACGGUUCAUGGCGCGAACAUCAACAUCAAAUUCUUAUUCAUUGUUUGCCGAUAAACAAUCACAUCUUUUUCCAUUGAUUGGAAUAAAAAUGAAUAAUAUACCAUAUAUAUCGGCAUUAUUGCCAAAAGAUCGUAUUUGGAAUGCUCAAGACAAUCAAUUUCAAUCGAUUUUAAAUGCCAAUAAAAAAUCAUCAUCAACUACUACACCGGUAACAUCUUCAUCGAAUAUAACGGGAGCGGCUGAUGAUGCUAUAAAAUUGAAUGAAUCAAUCGAUUCAAUCGAUGAUGAUCCAUUGAAUCCUAAUAAUAGCCAGAACAAUAAUAAUAGUGUUGAUGUGAUUGAAAAUCCAUUUCUUUUACCGCCUAAGAUCGUAAAUUUUCAAUGAUGACCGACAAUAACAACAACAAACAACGAAAAAAGAAAACUAAGAAAAAAGACAUACAAUUUUUUUUCCGGCCAUUAAAUUGAAUGCAUG